AUGGCCGUCACUUCGAAAACGCUGCAGUGGCUCUGCAGCCUCCUGCUGCUCGUCGGCGUCGCCAGCGCUCUCAAGUUUGAGCUGCCCGCGCACACGGGCGGCGAGAGCCACCGCAAGGAGCGCUGCAUCCGCAACUUUGUCAACCGCGACACCAUGGUCGCCGUCAAGUCGAUUGUCGGCGGCCACAAGGGCGACGGGAUGGUGGUCAACAUUCACAUCCGUGAUGCUCUUGGCAACGAGUACGGCCGUCCUCGGGACGUUGUCGGCGAGAACCGCGUCGUGUUCACCUCGCACUCGGACGCCUCCUUUGACGUCUGCUACGAGAAUCUGUUUUCCGGAUCCCACCGCCCUUCCCCCUCGAUUCGCGAAAUCGAGCUCGACGUCGAGAUUGGCGCCGACGCCCGCGACUGGUCCGCCGUGCAGGCCAACGAGAAGCUCAAGCCUGUCGAGGCCGACCUGCGCCGCAUCGAGGAGAUGACGGGCGAGAUUGUCCGCGAGAUGGAGUACCUGCGCUCACGCGAGCAGAAGCUGCGCGACACCAACGAGAGCACAAACACGCGCGUCAAGUGGUUCGGCGUGGGCACCACCUGGCUGCUGAUUGGCCUCUGGGCCUGGCAGAUCAUGUACCUCCGUGCUUACUUCCGCUCCAAGCACUUGAUUUAA
Messenger RNA from Akanthomyces muscarius, 663 nucleotides. RefSeq lists its product as uncharacterized. Gene Ontology annotation, cellular component: endoplasmic reticulum; endoplasmic reticulum-Golgi intermediate compartment; COPII-coated ER to Golgi transport vesicle. Lineage: Eukaryota; Fungi; Ascomycota; Sordariomycetes; Hypocreales; Cordycipitaceae. Bases 1 to 663 code for a protein of 220 amino acids. The transcript has 3 exons. The record is from RefSeq and is a predicted model, not a curated record. Gene Ontology annotation, biological process: endoplasmic reticulum to Golgi vesicle-mediated transport; Golgi organization; intracellular protein transport.